Molecule: messenger RNA, 2077 nt
Organism: Contarinia nasturtii (swede midge)
Lineage: Eukaryota; Metazoa; Arthropoda; Insecta; Diptera; Cecidomyiidae
Product: myb-like protein AA
Exons: 7
Source: RefSeq, a predicted model, not a curated record
AUGAAUUUAUUGCGGCCACGACGCAAUAACAUAAGCAGAGACGAACCACAAAAUGUUGAAAUGAUCGAAGCGCCAGAACUAGAGUCAGAAUCAGAGCCUAUUGCAUUACGUGUAACCCAACAACAUAAAGGUAAACAAAGUAGAUUACGAAGAGCUACAGCUUCCCGUGCUACGUCAACAAUAACAUCGGGAGCUCUAGAGCAACAACAACAACAACAACAACAAUCCCUUAGCCCAACAUCAUCUGAUGCUCUUCGUAGUUUAUCACCGAUUUCAGUUUCAUCAUCUGCAUCAUCUGAUUGUGAUAAUGAAAUGCAAUCGGUGGGCUCGCAGCCAACACAGAGAUCACAAGCAGCACAAUCAAUCGGUCAGCCUGUUCAUCGGCGCACACAGCAGCGCAUAAAUACAUUGCACGAUGCACCACAAAGCAUCCCAAAUGGCAAUCACAUAAUGCAAAAUAUAAAUCAGUUGAACGCAAUACAACAAGAUACACCAACUCGAUCAGUUGCGAAAGAAAUGAAUGCUCAGGAAUUUGCUAAACACUAUGAAUCAAUGCAUAAUGAUCGAUAUAUCGAUCCAUUGGAAAUGGCUGCUGAAUGGGCGACCUAUCGCCGAAAUAACGCGUUGCGGAGACGUUUGCCGUCAGCAUCACAGCAAAAUAACAGCAAUGACAUACGUAUACCGAGUUCAUCAUUAUCAACAUCAUCGGUGGAAGCUUUUCAACAACAAAAUGAUUCACAGUCAGAUCAACAAAUUGAACUAGAAGAACAAUCACUGGAUACUGUAUUAUCAUCACAAUCAUCGUCGAGAGAUCUAGAUCGACAGCAACUGCAACUGCAACUGCAACAACAACUUGGAGAUCUUGAAUCGAUUGAUGAUAUUAUUGCCAUUGGACAUGAGGAAGAAGAAGAAAAAGAAGAAGUAGUGCAAGAUCUAGAGAUGCCAACAUUAUCAAUAUCGUCUGAUAGUGAUGGCAACCACGAACCAUCGGCAAAUGUGGAAUGGCUUCAACAACAACAACAACAACAACAACAAUCCAUCAGCCCAACAUCAUCUGAUGCUCAUCGUAGUUUAUCACCGAUAUUAGUUUUAUCAUCCGCAUCGUCUGAUAGUGAUAAUGAAACGUUGGCGGCCAAAAGAAUACGGCUUGAACAGCAGCAGCAGCAGCAGCCACAAACACCGGCUUCAGUCCCAACACAAUCAAUCAAUGAGUCUGUUGUUCAUCGUCGCACAGAGCUGCGCUCACAUACAUUGGAUGGACCACAAAGCAUCCCAAAUAGUGUUUCAGUUAUACAGCAACGAAACGUUGAAGCAGUUGAAGCAGUUGCAAAUGAAUUGGGCACACACUUGAAACAAUUUAUCCAGAAUAUCAAUAAUAUAAGAAUAUCAUCACACAUUAAGCGGAAGGUCGAAGAUUUGGUGAAAAAAUUUGAACAAUGUCAUGUCAAUGCCUUACAACGGCUACGGCAUGAAUUUAAUAUUGCCGAUGCACCAACCGAUGAUCAAAACGAUGAACCAUCUACCACAGUCGCACGAAGUAAACGUGCAAAACGAACAAAAUCGACUAGUAAUGUGCCAACAUCGAAACCAAAGCCGGCACCAAAGAAACGAACAACUCGUGCCACCAGUAUGCCGAAUACAUCGAAUAAUGUGAAUGUCAGCGAUGACGAUGAUGGUGACGAUGGCGACGAUGGUGAUGAGGAUUCAGAAAGAUUCCAAUCGAUCAAAAUGGGCAAACGUAAGUCGUUCAAUGAAAAUCUAGUGAAUAAGGAUGAAUUGUCUAGCAUUAUCAAUAAAAUUGUCACGGACAUGAGUCACAAUUGGCGACUUGGCGCACUCAACGUACACUGUAGCCUCAUGCGAAUCAUACAAUCGAACAAUAAAGAUGCCAUUCGUACCGAAUUUUGGAAUACUACGUGUGAAUACUAUCGUAAUUAUUUUGAUGGUUAUUUUCGUGGUGUGUAUGGUAAUUGUAUCAAUGGCCAGACAAAAUUGCGAAAAACAUGGAAAUUGGAUAAAACUAUAAGCAAGUUCUGUCGGAAGCACAAAGUCGUUGAGAAAAAUCCAAUUGGUUAUG